Messenger RNA from Paramuricea clavata, 532 nucleotides. NCBI's taxonomy places the organism in Eukaryota, Metazoa, Cnidaria, Anthozoa, Malacalcyonacea, Plexauridae. The record is from the annotation of a GenBank genome assembly.
AUGAAAAGCAAAAUAAAACUUUUUGCUUUUGCCACUAAAACACCCCUCGACAUCAAAGGGUAUUUCGAAGCUUCAGUUGAAUCAGGAACAAAAAUUACCACAGCCCAAUUUUAUGUGAUAAACACUGAUGCUGGAUGUCUAAUAAGUGGAAACACUGCAAUUGAUCUUGGGUUAUUAAAGCUAAACAAAAUUGCAUUUGUUACAUCUCAACCUGAAACCCAUCAACCUAAAAAAAAUGCUCCAGCAAAUACCAAGUCUAGACCUAAAAGAUUGAGAACCUUAUUUUCGAAAUAUGAUCAUUUAUUCCAAGGAAUCGGAAAAGUCCCAGAUUACAAAGUUCAUUUACACAUUGAUAAAACUGUCCAACCCACUAUUCAAAAAGCCCGCAGAAUCCCAUUUACAAUGAGAACCAAACUAUCAGAAGAACUGCGACGUCUUGAAUCAUUAGAUAUUAUUGAAAGUGUAACAGGCCCCACGUCCUGGGUAUCUCCCAUUGUUUGUUUCCCAAAACCCAACAAUCCCGACCAAAUUC